This is a messenger RNA of Mus pahari (shrew mouse), 1974 nucleotides long. RefSeq names its product small integral membrane protein 3 (gene Smim3). NCBI's taxonomy places the organism in Eukaryota, Metazoa, Chordata, Mammalia, Rodentia, Muridae. The record is from RefSeq and is a predicted model, not a curated record. The transcript is spliced from 2 exons. Bases 594 to 776 code for a protein of 60 amino acids.
ACUCAGGCUUUUUACUCUGACUUCACAAGAGGGUUUGUGCAACUAUCCCAGCUUAACAGAACGGAGAGGCAAACCAAGGGUCUUACUAAAUAUCUUACACUCAGGACUCUGUACCGCCUGCAUCCAAACUACUGUUGGAAGGUUGUAGGCUAGCCCCUCUGUUUACCACACAGAGGGCGGAAGUCCCUUCGAGAAACGAAGUGACUAGUUUAAGGUUACAGGCUGAGUGUAAUGCAAGGUGACCGCACAGUUCUGAGUCUCUCCAAGUUCCUUUCUUUACAGCAGCCCUGGGCAAGCUGGGAGGAGCGGAGCAGGCUUUGCGCUGAGGCUGGGGGCUCAGUCUUUCCGGGGCGGUCCUCAGCGGCGGUGCAUUCCAGAGUCGUCCGUGCGUGGCGCACGGGGUGCUGAGCUCGCACACCAGCCGCUCCUGCGCGCUCCCGGGCUUGGAGUCCGAGCACAUUCUCGGCGCUAGCGGGGCUGAGGUUCCAGAGCUGGGAUUGCUUGAGGAUCCCUUUCGAUCCUAGGGGCCCAGAAAAGCACCGGUUACUGCUUGUAAUCCUGACUGAAGAUCGGGCUCGGAUCUGGGGUCCAACAUGGAUGCUACCACCCAAUCCCCUGUGGAUGCCCUGCUUCCCAAGCACAUCCUGGAUAUCUGGGCUAUAGUCCUCAUCAUCCUGGCUACCAUUGUCAUCAUGACCUCCUUGUUUCUGUGCCCGGCCACUGCAGUCAUCAUCUAUCGAAUGCGGACUCACCCAGUUCUCAACGGUGCUGCCUGAGACCCUCGAAAGCAGGAUGGCGUGUGAUGGGGGCGGGGGUCUUGCCCCUAUCCUGAUCUCAGAAAGACAGCAGGGAGACUCAGGAGCUGGAUUUGUGCUUUAGUUUUGAUUCUGCUGUUGGCCAACAGUGUACAACAACAGUGUAGAUGUCAUCAAGGGACCUAACUCUGAGUCCCCAGCUCCUUAGCUUUCAGCCGUGGGUCACAACCCCUGCCUUCCUACCUCACAGGGUUGGGGGAACCAUGUGACAGUGGAAGUAAAAGCUGUUUGAGAACAGUGAAGCCACACAGACCUUGUGCAAUGAGAAGCUUUGAAGAACCAAAGACCCCUGAAGCUGCUGCUGGUACAGGAGGCGAGGGAGGCUGGGAAAGAGGAACUUUGGCCAGUGCCCCUCAUGCCGAAGCAAGCAAAAUGGUGCACCCCAUCCUCAGCAAAUCAGAUUUUUGUUUUUGUUUUUAAGUGACACUCUUUCCGUUUUUCUCAGUUUGGGAGAAAGAGCAAGCAUGGCAGGGGAGAGAGAUGAGUACAAGUUUCAGAAAUGUCUCAGCUAAUCCCUGCUCCUGAAGGAGAGCUUUGCCAUUAUGCACCAGGCAAGAUGGCCUGCUUUCAGCACUGAGCCUCACAUCCGUGAGCGCCAACUCUCAGCCGGGUUGGAAAUGCAGGGCGGCUGAGUUUUCUGCCCCAAGUUUCAGCUCCUUUAUGUGCCUCACAGUAGAGGAUUUCCCCCUGUCUGAGCUUUGUGACAUUUAGCUUCAAGCUUUUGUUAUUAAUCUUUUGCGGCACCGGAGAUGGAACUUUGGCGUCCUUCAUGCUGGGAAGGGAUCCCACCACUGAGCUACAGCCCAGCCCUUCUAGCCCCCACAGCUGCCUGAAGUACUUAUUAUUUUAAGAGAUUUCCCAGGACUUUUCAACCCAACUUAAAACGACGGUUAUUUUAGAUGCUAUGAUUUAUAUUUAUAUAGAGAUAUUUCUAGACUAUUAAAGCUCGCCCUUUGAUACUGGAGUCAGGGGCAUCUUGGGAUUUAUUGUUAUGUAAGAAGAUAGCAUAGAUAUUGGGAUAGUAUGUCAAACGUUGCUUACUCUGAUCUUCAUUGAUGUAUGCAUCCCGUUUCCAAUAAAUGCCACACUGAGAGUGUCUGAAACUUUUCUUUGAAGAACACCUACUGAACUUUGAACUUAGAUAAAAGGAUUCAACUCA